CUCUCAUACACAACUCCCACGGUCCACCAUGCCCGUCACACACUUCACCACCCCGGAGAAAUACACCUACCUCCACGGCUUCUCCACCCACCACGAAUCCUCCGCCCUCCCCAACGCCCUCCCCGUCGGCAGCAACAACCCCCAAAAAGCCCCCUACGGCCUGUACAACGAAAAACUCUCCGGAACAGCCUUCACCGCCCCCCGCCACGAAAACCUCCAAACAUGGCUCUACCGCAUCCUCCCGGCGUCCUCCCACUCCCCUUUCCAACCCCGUGAGACCUCCACCUACGACCUCAACCCGGGUGGUCUCCGCGACGCGAAAUGGCAUCAAAUCCCCAACCAACUCCGCUGGGAUCCCUUCGACUUGGACGAAAGUGUCGACUGGAUCCACUCCCUCCGCCUCGUCGCGGGAGCCGGUGAUCCGACCAUGAAAUCCGGACUAGGAAUCCUCAUCUUCGCAGCUGGGAAAUCCAUGGAUGCCAACCACGCCUUCUACUCCGCUGACGGCGACUUGCUCAUCGUGCUGCAACACGGCGUCCUCGACAUCCGCACCGAACUCGGCAGCUUACUCGUCCGACCGAAUGAAAUCUGCGUGAUACCACGGGGGAUUCGACACCACGUCUCCCUCCCGUCAGGCCCAGCACGAGGGUACAUCCUCGAACUCUACCAAGGCCACUUCACGCUCCCCGAACUCGGACCCAUCGGAUCCUCAGGCCUCGCUUCCCCGAGAGACUUCCAAGCCCCCGUGGCGAGCUACAUCAACGACACCACCACCGAACACACCCUCUUCGCCAAAUUCUCGGGUACCCUCUUCUCCGCGACUCAAUCUCACUCCCCCUUCGACGUCGUCGCUUGGCAUGGGAAUUACUAUCCUUACAAAUACGACCUGGGACGGUUCGCCACGAUCGGCAGCAUUUCCCACGACCACCCCGAUCCCUCCAUAUUCACAGUCCUCACAGCCCAGUCCCCCGUUGCGGGAACCGCAGUCGCCGACUUCGUAAUUUUCCCUCCCCGCUGGUUGGUGGCGGAGAACACGUUCCGACCACCGUGGUAUCACCGCAACACAAUGUCCGAAUUCAUGGGACUCAUUACGGGAGACUACGAUGCGAAGACUGGUGGUGGGUUCGCUCCGGCAGGCGCAAGUCUCCACAAUGUAAUGUCGGCGCAUGGACCCGAUAUGGCGAGUUUUGAAAAGGCGAGUAAUGCGGAGUUGAAGCCGAUGAAGGUUGGGGAGGGGAGCAUGGCGUUUAUGUUUGAGAGUUGUUAUAUGGUGGGUGUGACGGAGUGGGGAUUGAAGACGUGUGAGAAGGUGCAGGAGGGGUAUAAUGCGGAGAGCUGGGAGCCGUUGAAGGUGCAUUUCGAUGAGAAUUGGAGGGAGCCGGGCAAAGACGAGAGCAAGGUGGAGGGAGAGGGUGAUGCGAGUAAAGCAGCGUUGCCGCAUUAUGCAAAGUAG
Messenger RNA from Zymoseptoria tritici IPO323, 1453 nucleotides. RefSeq lists its product as uncharacterized. The transcript has a single exon. Gene Ontology annotation, cellular component: cytoplasm. Gene Ontology annotation, biological process: L-phenylalanine catabolic process. The record is from RefSeq and is a predicted model, not a curated record. Lineage: Eukaryota; Fungi; Ascomycota; Dothideomycetes; Mycosphaerellales; Mycosphaerellaceae. Gene Ontology annotation, molecular function: homogentisate 1,2-dioxygenase activity. The coding region runs from base 29 to 1453 and encodes 474 amino acids.